AUGGCAGAUGCACCCUCCGACCCUGAGACUGUCCUGGUGCUGGGGAAGAUGGCCUUCCAGCUGGGGCCACAGAUGGCUCACGGUGCCUACUGGGAGGUGUAUGAGGCUGCAGCCCCUCCCCCGCUGUGGCACAAGGUGGCUAUCGAGGUCACCUCCAAAAGGAAGGCGCUGGAGGAAGAUGUCAGGAACCUCCUGCCCCGUCAGAUGCAGGUCUUGAAGGGCUUGUGCCACGAGCACCUCAUCACACCGUACCAAGGCACGAAGAUGAGGGCAGGCUUCUACCUCCUCAUGGACCUGGCCCCCUCGGGCAGUGUCCUGGAGCGGGUGUAGAGCCAGGGGCCCUGCUCCCAGAGCCAGGCAGGGCUCUGGUUCUCCCAGCUGCUCCUCACUCUGGUCUACCUGCACAGCAGGGCCAUCAUCUACCGGGACUUGAAGCUGGAAAACUUUCUUCUGGACAGCAAGAACAAUGUGAAGGUCUCUUAUCUCGAGCUUCUCCAGGAGGGGCUGCCCAUCAAGGCGGUGCUGAGCCAGACCUUCUGCAGGUUCUGUGCUUACGCCUGUCCCAAGACCCUGCAGGUGCUGCCCUAUGACCCCUUCCUGACUGACACCUGGAGCGCCAGGGUCAUCCUCUAUGCCCUGCUCCUGGGCUGCAUGCCCUUCAAUGCCACCACUGUGCGGCACCUCCUGUGCCAGAUCCAGCAGCACCCCGUCCUCCCCUGA
Messenger RNA from Leptosomus discolor (cuckoo roller), 720 nucleotides. The record is from RefSeq and is a predicted model, not a curated record. NCBI's taxonomy places the organism in Eukaryota, Metazoa, Chordata, Aves, Leptosomiformes, Leptosomidae.